AUGAUGCACCCGGGAAAGCAGACCCAGACAAGCAGUGUGCCGGCUCCCCACGAGCAGUACAACUGCCAGCAACAACUAAGUACGGUCGGGAUGAGGAUAAGACAAAAGAUUGACCAGGGCUACCAGUUCGCAACUACAAACAACGUCACGGCCGCCUCCCUCGACAACACAGGGGCCCCAGUGAGAGAUUACGCCUCCAUGGUCGUUCCUCAGUUCAAUACCAGGCUUACUGUCCCACAAUCCAAUUUCCAGCCGCCCAUGUUGGUCAACCAAAGAACGGUCUCGACAUCCUCCUCCUUGGACAUGUUUAACAGACAACAGAAGAAUUCCUUCGAGGAAGAUGACGAGGAAAUUCUUUACAAUAGGAAGAGAAGAGUCUGA
Molecule: messenger RNA, 381 nt
Organism: Naumovozyma castellii
Lineage: Eukaryota; Fungi; Ascomycota; Saccharomycetes; Saccharomycetales; Saccharomycetaceae
Gene: DIF1
Product: Dif1p
Exons: 1
Coding region: 1-381 (126 amino acids)
Source: RefSeq, a predicted model, not a curated record